GUCAACAAAAAUUAUUACACACUGUUGAUUAUUAUGUUAUUGGAAUUUCCUUUUUAUGAACACAUUUUAUCAACAUUGGUUUUAAAAAUCCCAAUAAUUUUACGAAAAAGUUGACAACGUUGUUUGUAAUCUUUUACUGCUGCAGCCGCGCCGACUACGUGAGUUCAAAAUACCAGACUGAUUAACAUAUAUUUUGUUAGUAAGAAGUAAGGAAGAUGAUCAAAGUGAUGAAAAGUUUAUGUACAUGAUUUGUAGAAACGAAUAGUUUAUUGUGUAUUAAACAAAUUCAGUUUCAAAAUUAAUACUGUGUUAGUGGAUGAAACUAAACCGAAACUUUUUGUUGUUGUUUAAACUGUUGUUUUUAUCGUUAACAAUGGCUCUCUUCGUUCUAGGUUUGUUGUUCUGCUUAUCUAGUCAGAUCUCUGCCACAGACAUCUACGAAAGCUUUUACCCAGAAUUGUAUAAUUCGGUUUUUACAGAUUCUCUUGAUUGGCGACUGUUACAGGAACUAUCAAACCAGAAUAAAAACGUACUGAUAUCUCCCAUCAGCCUGAAAAUUAUAUUAGCCCUAUUAUAUCAAGGAUCUACUGGAGAGACAGAAAGGGAAUUCCAAAAAAUUUUAAAGUAUGAAAAUAAACACUAUGUAAAGAACAAUUACAGCCAAGUCAUAGCUGCCCUUUAUAAUGCCGACGCAACUGAAUAUUUGCUCAACAUUGGGACAUCGAUGUUUGUCGAUGAAGAUUUAUACGUUUUACCUAAUAUGAGGAUACUGCAAGAAACUUCAGAACAGAAAUAACAAAGACAAACUUUAACAAACCCGAUAAAGCUAGCAAAGAAAUUAAUUCGUGGGUGGAAAAGCUUACUCGCGGUAAAGUGAACAAAAUAGUAAAUUCCGAUGAUCUGUCGCAGGCACUAAUGCUGAUUACCAAUGUCAUUUACUUCAAAGGGACAUGGACUCAUCAAUUUCCUAAAAAUAACAUACCACACCUUGGAGUCUUCUAUACAUCUGCUGAAAAUGUAAGAGACGGUCAAAACUCAAAAUUAGUUGAAUACAUGACUACCACUAACCAAUUUUUCUACUACGAGGAUUCAACUUUGGAUGCGAAAAUCGUCAAAUUGGAAUACCAAGGAGAUGCCUAUUCCAUGUGUAUAGUUCUCCCGAACUCUUUGGGAGGAUUAGAUAGUCUAAUUAAAAAAGUGAGCUUAGCAAAAAUAGGAGAUAUAAAGUUCAAUUUAAUGAAAACAGAUGUUGAGGUUACUCUUCCAAAGUUCAAGUUCAAUUUUAACAUCAAGUUGAAACAGAUUCUUCAAAAGUUUGGACUAAAAGAAGCAUUCCAAAACACAGCCAGUUUCACAGAUAUAGUGCAAACCAACAGCACCUUAAGAAGAACUCUAUACGUUACUGACAUUGUUCAGAAAAGUGGAAUAGAAGUUGAUGAAACAGGAAGCGAAGUCUUCACAGCAACAGGGGUCACUGUAGGUAAUAAAUUCGCCGAAAAUACGAUAAAAUUCAAUGUAUCACACCCGUUCAUGUUCUUUAUUGAUGGUCCCAAUGGUACCAUAUUGUUUAUUGGAAAAUGUGAAGAUCCCAAGUGAAGGGGACCCUUCAGAGAUACCGAAUCGUUGGAGUCAAGAAGAAGAAAAAAAAGAACAUACUAAACCUCAACAAUACCCAUAUGGUGGUUCAAGCAACACGAAUACUGAAACUGGUCAACCCAACAGUGUACAAUUCUACCAGAAUCAUCAAAGUAAACCAAAUAGUGAAAUUGAUCAACACAACAAUGUACAAUUCCAGCAGAAUCAUCAAAAUAAACCAAAUAGUGAAAGGGAUCAACCCAACAACGUACAAUUCCAGCAGAAUCGUCCAAGUAAACCAAAUAUGGAAUUUGAUCAACCCAGCAAUGUACAAGGUCCUAAUUUAAAUCCAAAUCUGGACCCUGAUUACUAUCAAACUCCAGACGUAGAAAUGACUGACAUAGCAUAUAGAUUCAAUCUGUUUGAUAUUGAAUUACUAAACUCCUUUAGUGAUUUAUCUACGAAUGUAUUAAUAUCACCUGCCAGCAUCAGAACAACAUUAGCAAUGAUUUUAGAGGGAUCAGAAGGAUCUUGUGCAGAAGAACUAAGCGAAGCACUGAGGAUAAAGGAUAUUACUCAGAAAGGUGUCAGAAAAAUCUUUCGAGAACUUUCAAAUAAUCUUAAUGAAAAUUCACGAAACACAGUCAUAGAAAGUCAUAAUGCUAUAUUUGUCUCUGACAAAUAUCGACUGUUUGAUAAUUAUAGGAAUAUUAUUAAAAACGAUUAUGACGCUUACAUAACCAACAUAAAUUUCAGACAGCAACAAAACGCUGCUAAUUUCAUUAAUAAAUGGAUAUCUGAAGCCACUCAUAACGAAAUAACCGAUGUUGUCUCACAACAGUCUAUAGAUCCUAAUUCCUACGUGGUGCUGUCGAACGCCCUGUUCUUUAAAGCACAAUGGAAAAAUGCUUUUGAUAAAGCUAUAGAUAGAUGUUUUAAGACUCCUAAAGGAUGUGUUACAGUUGACAUGAUGCACAUUUCACAUAAUUUCAAAUACAAUUAUAUUACCCGUUUGAGAGCCAACGUUGUGGAUAUUCCUUAUCAGGAUAAAUUCUCCAUGCUACUGAUAGUACCAGCUUCAGAUUCAAAUGUAGGAAGAGUGAUUCGGGAACUACAGCACAUGGAACUGUCAACCAUUUUGGACAAUCUAAGUGAAUCCGAGAUUGUUCUAGAACUACCAAGAUUUAGUUUCGAGUAUUCUGUAGAUUUGGUUGAGUUUUUGAAAACACCACCUUUUAAAAUCCGAGAAAUAUUUGGUGCAAAUGCUAACUUAACCAAAAUGAUUGAAGGCCAGCAUGGUAUGAUAAGCAACCUGUUACACAAGACCAAAAUUAAAGUAGAUGAAUUUGGAACAACUGCAGCAGCAUCCUCCAGUGCCAUGAUAAUUCCCUUGAUGCAGCCAGUGACAGUUUCAGCUGACAGACCGUUUAUUUUUAUAAUCUAUUACAGAGAAAAUAAAAAUAUUAUAUUUGAAGGAAUUGUUCAAAAUCCUAGAGAAUGAUAGUAACUAAGUUUGAUAUUUUUUUAUUUAAUGUGCCGAAAAUUCAUCUAGGUUAGAACAUCAUUUAAAACUGUAGUUAAUUGUAAAAAUUGAUGUUUACUUGCUUUUUUCAUAUAAAUAUUUUUAAAUAAAUUGUUUAAUAUA
Diabrotica balteata is the source of this 3220-nucleotide messenger RNA. The record is from the annotation of a GenBank genome assembly. NCBI's taxonomy places the organism in Eukaryota, Metazoa, Arthropoda, Insecta, Coleoptera, Chrysomelidae.